Verruconis gallopava is the source of this 1419-nucleotide messenger RNA. RefSeq lists its product as uncharacterized. Gene Ontology annotation, molecular function: protein binding. The coding region runs from base 266 to 1186 and encodes 306 amino acids. Lineage: Eukaryota; Fungi; Ascomycota; Dothideomycetes; Venturiales; Sympoventuriaceae. The transcript has a single exon. The record is from RefSeq and is a predicted model, not a curated record.
CAAGCACAUGUGCCUGCUGCAUGUUUACGUACCCUUCUUAUUGUCCUUACAGUAUGGAAUGUAGUAUAACUGCGCUCAUAUUGUGGGUCAACAUGCAAGUGCGGCCUCGAGAUUCGACCAAGCAACCCCACCUUGUCAGCUGCUUGACCAACCGAAGCUCGAAGUGAAUGACCAGUACAUUCGAGACUUUGUGGCAAGGGAGCCCCCUCUCUUGAAGCACGAACUUCUUACUCUCCUUCAUGCUACUGUAAUCCCAUUUCUAACAAUGCCGUUGUUCGGUUCACUUCGAACAUACGUGAGACGUCUACCCCACCAUCCUCGCUGUCUGUGUACCAGCACUCGGACACUCGCUCCUUCGUUUCUAGAUCUCCAAGCCCGCGCUGUCUCCCGUGAAAACGGGCACUUCUCGAAGCUCUCUGGCAUCAACUACAUAGAGCACUCGCCAGCACUGCAGCUGCUUCGCUCGGAGCGCGACCUGGCCGAGCGCGAGGAGGACAACCCGACUGAUAUACUUCUAUCGCAGACAAAAGAGGGUCAGAACGCCGCGCUGCUGGAAGAAUACAAGAGACAGGUAGAGCUUUUGAAGGAGCAGAUUAGCUCGAAGGAACAUUCAUGGCACGAGAAAUUUACCAGCGAGCGCAAGGAAUUUGAAGACCUGGAAGAGAAGGCGCUGAGGCUGCGACUCAUGUUCGGCGUGCUGGCGGUGUUUGCUGGGCUCCUCGCCGCUGACAGCAUCGCAUUAGCAGACGAAGUAGAGCAGCACUGUCCAGGCUGCUUUGACGGAAACACAAAACAGCAUCUCCUCGUUGUCGGAUACCUAAAGACCGUCACGGAGGGUCUGAAGCGCUGGUGGAACGGCGAGGGACCGCCCAACAGGAGGACGGUCGCGAAUCUAGGCGGAAUCGUGCCUCCAGCCUCGCCUUCGACGCUGCAGGAUUCACAAGAAGGAUUGCCGCCUGGUUGGGAGGAAAUUACGGCACCGGACGGUCGUAUAUGCUUCGCAAACCGCAACGAGAACUACGUCACGUGGGACGAUCCCCGACAGACUCAAUCGACGACAGGAGCGACGACGCCGAAUCAAGGGAGGUCAUCGCUAGCCGAUUCGAGACGGAACGAGAAUCAAGGCGCUUCUGACAAUCCAAGCAGCUGGCACCGGUUCAUGUGGGCGCGGCCUCGCGGAACAUAAAUCAAGAAUCACCUUUGAUCACACGCCCUGGAGAAAUUUGUGUUCGUGGCCAACUGCCAAAAAGUGCAAAUACAACCAAAGCGAAGUGAGACAAAAAUACAGCGCGAUAUGACUGUACUACGUUUUGUAAUAUUAGGUUCGUGUAUAAUUCGCGACUGGCAUUUGCUAUCAAGCACCACUUGAGAAAUCCACCCUCUUCCUCGCGAAGUCUCGAUAAAUAUCUUCCAAAGCCU